GACCGAAUAAGGAAGCUGAAAGAUUAGUUUCAGGUUAGUUUUUAAUUUGAAGCAGACGAAGGCUGCGUGUGUGCAGAGUCCUCGCGUGGGGAAAGUCACCACCGCCUGUGACAUCAGUGUGAUGUAGUUGCUGCUGUAGUUUCUUGAGGAAAGAGAAAAGAGGAAGCAGUUCCGCCCAGAAGCUGACUGCAGGCCGACGAGAAAAGAGCCGAAAGAAGAAAAGAAAAGGCGACGGCGACUCGCUUCAGCCCGCUUUCAGGCCGAACUCAGCAGAAACCCGUCGGUGCGUGUUUUUGUGCUGCGUGGACAGCGGAACUCCGUCAGGACUUUGCUUUACAGUGAGCAGGCUUACUGCGAGAGCGGGAUCUAACGCGCCCGUGAGGUCCUGCUGUGAGCUCGGAGACGGUCUGGUCCGGACCAAAGAGCCGAACAUGAGUGGAGACGAGGAAAGAUUCAAACUGGUGGUUGUGGGGGGAGGAGGAGUGGGAAAGAGCGCCCUUACCAUCCAGUUCAUCCAGUCGUACUUUGUGUCCGACUACGACCCCACCAUUGAAGACUCCUACACCAAGAUCUGUACCGUGGAUGGAAAGGAGACCCGGCUUGACAUCUUGGAUACAGCAGGUCAGGAGGAGUUUGGUGCGAUGAGGGAGCAGUACAUGCGGUCUGGAGAAGGCUUUUUACUGGUGUUUGCACUCAAUGACCGCGGCAGGUACGUGUGUGUGAUGUUUGUUUGUAUGUCUCUUGUAUAGAGUGCUAUAAAGUUAUACUCUAGAGCUAUGUACA
Molecule: messenger RNA, 783 nt
Organism: Neolamprologus brichardi
Lineage: Eukaryota; Metazoa; Chordata; Actinopteri; Cichliformes; Cichlidae
Source: RefSeq, a predicted model, not a curated record